Messenger RNA from Rhagoletis zephyria (snowberry fruit fly), 343 nucleotides. Its product is annotated as ER membrane protein complex subunit 10-like. Gene Ontology annotation, cellular component: EMC complex. The record is from RefSeq and is a predicted model, not a curated record. NCBI's taxonomy places the organism in Eukaryota, Metazoa, Arthropoda, Insecta, Diptera, Tephritidae.
AACUAUGUUGUUUCUAUAUCUUUCAGUUUAGGUAAAGAACUGUCAACAUUUGCCUUAGAGGAGUUUAACACGGAUGUACUAAUUAGACAUAUCGAAAUGGCUCCAAUCCCAGAUACAACGAGUUUUAUUCAGAAAAUGGAAAUGGAAAGAGAAGCUCGAGAGCGCGGAGAAAUACGAGAUAACCGGGGAUUCUUUGCUAAAUAUUGGAUGUAUAUUGUUCCUGUUGUUUUGCUGUUAUUCAUAUCUGGAGCAACUAACCAGGAUGCCUCAAAAUAAAUGUUUACUAUUAUUUUUAAAAAGAUCUAAAUAAAUAAAAUAGUUUUUUUGCCUAAUAACAAUUAUA